UCCUCUGCGCCUGCGCUCUCGGCGGGGCCAGUGGGGCGGGGAAAGAAACCCAGAGCCGGCGUUUGGCACUCCCAGGACUCCCGGCCGGGGUCGCUCUUCACUCUUCAGCUCGACGUCGCGUCUAGUGCGCAAAAAGCUUCUAAGGGGUGUGGGGAGGUGAUCUCAUCCAUUAAGAGCUGUGUGUUGCCAAUUCCCAAAUCUUUAUCUCAGACUCCUGUCCUGCAUUCCAGAUUCUUAUAUUCAGCUGCCUUUUGGAUAUUUCUCCCAGGAUGUUCUCAAGGCAAACAAGAAUUAAAUUCUGAAUAAGUCUACAGGUAGGAUGGACACUUAUUUUAAAGCAGCUGUCAGUGACUUGGACAAACUCCUUGAUGAUUUUGAACAGAACCCAGAUGAACAAGAUUAUCUUCAAGAUGUACAAAAUGCGUAUGAUUCUAACCACUGCUCAGUUUCUUCAGAGUUGGCUUCCUCACAGCUAACUUCAUUGCUCCCAAAAGACCAACAAUGCAUUAAUAGUUGUGCCUCAUCAGACAUAAGCUAUGAAACAAGUGAGAGUUCCCUGAAUGAAAAAACACUCACGGGACCUACUACUAUACAAAAUGAAAAAAAUGUAACAGGACUUGAUCUUCUUUCUUCUGUGGAUGGUGGUACUUCAGAUGAAAUCCAGCCUUUAUGUAUGGGACGAUGUAGUAAACCUAUCUGUGAUCUGAUAAGUGACAUGAGUAACUUAGUUCAUGCCACUAAUAGUGAAGAAGAUAUUAAAAAAUUACUGCCAGAUGAUUUUAAGUCUAAUGCAGAUUCCUUGAUUGGAUUGGAUUUAUCAUCAGUGUCAGAUACUCCCUGUGUUUCCUCAACAGACCAUGGGAGUGAUACUGUCAGAGAGCAACAGAAUGACAUCAGUUCUGAAUUACAAAAUAGAGAAAUCAGAGGAAUCAAAGAAUUGGGUACAAAAGUAGAUACACUUUCAGAUUCCUGUAAUUACAGUGGAACAGAAGAUUUAGAAGAUAAAAAGAUCUCUAAUCACUUAGAACCAAUUGUUGAUUUUAACACGUCAUCUGCUUUGACUCAACAAAGUUCCAAAAUGUUUGAUGCCGAAGACAAACUACAACAGAAAAGCCAACCAUGUGAAUUACUGAAAGAUGAUGGCUUAGUAAAGGAGGAAGUAGAUGUGGAAGUCAUAAAUGCUGCAGAAUGUUUAAAAGAAGAGGGCAAGACAAAUGUUUUGUCCUGCAGCCCUCCAAAAACUGAAGAUUUGUGCUUAAGUGAUUUAAAUUCAAGAGUUGAAAAUUUCAAAUUACCUGACUUUUCCUUUCAGGAAGAUAAGACUGUUACAUUUAUAAAACAAUCUGCACAAGAAGACUCAAGAAAUUUAGACCUUACAGAUAAUGAAAUAAUCCAAGAUUCCUCUUCAGCUUUACAUGUUUCAAGUGAAGAUGUACAGUCCUCAUUGUCCUGUCUUUCGGUAUCUGGGACUAUGUGUGGAUCACUAAUUGAAAGUAAAGCACAGGGUGAUUUUUUACCUCAGCGUGAACAUAAAGAUAAUAUACAAGAUGCAGUGACUAUACAUGAAGAAAUACAGAAGAGUGUUGCUCUAGAUGGGGAACCAUUCGAGGAGACUGAUCUUUUGAAACAGGAAAAGUGUAAAAACAUACUUCUUCAGCCAUUCAUUGAAGGGAUGGAAAACAGAAAGGUAGAUCCUGACCAGACAGUAAUCAGAGUUGAGUCUUUGGAUGGUGGUGACACCAAUUCUACAGCUGUAGAAACUCAAGAAGUACUUUCUGGCACUAAUGUUCCAGAGUCUUCUGAUUGUCGUGAAGGUUUUAUUAAUACUUUUUCAAGCAAUGUUAUGGACGGGCAAGACUUAGAUUACUUUAAUAUUGAUGAAGGUGCAAAAAGUGGCACACUCAUUAGUGAUGCUGAACUUGAUGCCUUUCUGACAGAACAGUAUCUUCAGACUACUAACAUAAAGUCUUUCAAAGAAAAUGUAAAUGACUCUAAGUCGCAAAUGAAUCAGAUAGAUAUGAAAGGCUUAGAUAACGGAAAUACCAAUAAUAUAUAUUUCAAUGCAGAAGGAGGAGCUAUUGGGGAAGGUCACGAUAUUAAUAUAAUUUGUGAAACAGUUGAUAAACAAGAUACAAUAGAAAAUGGCCUUUCUUUAGGAGAAAAAAGUACAAUUCUAAUUGAACAAGGGUUACCUACCAGUAAGUCUGAGAUUACAAAUGAAUUAUCAGUCUCUGAUAUUAAUAGUCAAUCUGUUGGAGGGGCCAGACCUAAGCAGUUGUUUAGCCUUCCAUCAAGAACAAGGAGUUCACAGGACCUGAAUAAGCCAGAUGUUCCAAAUACAAUAGAAAGUGAACCCAGCAUGGCAGAUACCAUUGUUCCAGUCGCUUGUACUAUAGAUUCUACAGCUGAGCCUCAGGUUAGCUUCAACUCUAAUUACAUCGAUAUAGAAAGUAAUUCUGAAGGUGGAUCUAGUUUUGUAACUGCAAAUGAAGAUUCUCUACCUGAAAACACUUGCAAAGAAGGCUUGGUUUUGGGCCAGAAACAGCCUACUUGGGUUCCUGAUUCAGAAGCUCCAAACUGUAUGAACUGCCAAGUCAAAUUUACUUUUACAAAACGGCGACACCAUUGCCGAGCAUGUGGGAAAGUAUUUUGUGGUGUCUGUUGUAAUAGGAAGUGUAAACUGCAAUAUCUAGAAAAGGAAGCAAGAGUAUGUGUAGUCUGCUAUGAAACUAUUAGUAAAGCUCAGGCAUUUGAAAGGAUGAUGAGUCCAACUGGUUCUAAUCUUAAAUCUAACCAUUCUGAUGAAUGUGCUACUGCCCAGCCUCCUCAGGAAAACCAAACAUCCAGUAUACCUUCACCAACGACUUUGCCAAUCUCAGCACUUAAACAACCAAGUGUUGAAGUGUUAAUUUUUUUGUUCCAUGUUUUACAGAUAGUAAACACAGUGGAUCAUUCUCAUUCUACUGCAGUGGAAAAGCCAAACAAUGAGAUGGGAGAUAUUACAAGAAAUGAGAUAAUUCGGAGUCCUAUUUCUGAGGUUCCAUCAGUGGAAAAAUUGCCUGUAAACACAGGAAAUGAGGGGUUACCUACUUCUAGUUCAUUUAUACUAGAUGAUGAUGUUUUUGCAGAAACUGAAGAAUCAUCUAGUCCCACUGGUGUCUUAGUUAACAGCAAUUUACCUAUUGCUAGUAUUUCAGAUUAUAGGUUACUGUGUGGUAUUAACAAGUGUGUUUGCAAUAAGAUUAGUCUUCUACCUAAUGAUGAGGACAGUUUACCCCCACUUCUGGUUGCAUCUGGAGAAAACGGAUCAGUGCCUGUAGUAGAAGAACAUCCAUCUCAUGAGCAGAUCAUUUUGCUUCUUGAAGGUGAAGGAUCUCCUCCUGUUACAUUUGUCCUAAAUGCUAAUCUACUCGUGAAUGUCAAAUUCAUAUUUUAUUCCUCAGACAAAUAUUGGUACUUCUCAACCAAUGGAUUGCAUGGCUUGGGACAGGCAGAAAUUAUUAUUCUAUUGUUAUGUUUGCCAAAUGAAGAUACUAUUCCUAAGGACAUCUUCAGACUAUUUAUCACCAUAUAUAAGGAUGCUCUAAAAGGAAAAUACAUAGAAAACUUGGACAAUAUUACCUUUACUGAGAGGUUUCUCAGUAGCAAGGAUCAUGGAGGAUUUCUGUUUAUUACACCUACUUUUCAGAAACUUGAUGAUCUCCCGUUACCAAGUAAUCCUUUUCUUUGUGGAAUUCUUAUCCAGAAGCUUGAGAUUCCCUGGGCAAAGGUUUUUCCUAUGCGUUUAAUGUUGAGAUUGGGUGCAGAAUAUAAAGCAUAUCCUGCCCCUCUAACAAGUAUCAGAGACCGAAAACCUCUUUUUGGAGAAAUAGGACACACUAUUAUGAACUUACUUGUGGACCUUCGAAAUUACCAGUAUACUUUGCAUAAUAUAGAUGACCUAUUGAUUCAUAUGGAAAUGGGAAAAAGCAGCAUAAAAAUACCACGAAAAAAGUACAGCGAUGUAAUGAAAGUACUAAAUUCUUCUAAUGAGCAUGUCAUUAGCAUUGGAGCUAGUUUCAGUACAGAAGCAGAUUCUCAUCUAGUCUGUAUACAGAAUGAUGGAAUGUAUCAAACACAGGCCAACAGUGCCACUGGCCAUCCUAGAAAAGUGACAGGUGCAAGUUUUGUGGUAUUCAAUGGAGCUCUGAAAACAUCAUCAGGAUUUCUUGCUAAGUCCAGCAUAGUUGAAGAUGGCUUAAUGGUACAAAUAACUCCAGAGACCAUGAAUGGCUUGCGGCUAGCUUUACGAGAGCAGAAAGACUUUAAAAUUACAUGUGGGAAAGUUGAUGCAGUAGACCUGAGAGAAUACGUGGAUAUUUGCUGGGUAGAUUCCGAAGAAAAAGGAAACAAAGGUGUUAUCAGUUCAGUGGAUGGAAUAUCAUUACAGGGACUUCCAAGUGAAAAAAUAAAACUGGAAGCAGAUUUUGAAAGUGAUGAGAAGAUUGUAAAAUGUAGUGAGGUGUUCUACUUUCUAAAGGACCAGGAUUUAUCUAUUUUAUCAACUUCUUAUCAGUUUGCAAAAGAAAUAGCCAUGGCUUGUAGUGCUGCGCUGUGCCCUCACCUGAAAACUCUAAAGAGUAAUGGGAUGAAUAAAAUUGGACUCAGAGUUUCCAUUGACACUGAUAUGGUUGAAUUUCAGGCAGGAUCUGAAGGUCAACUUCUGCCUCAGCGUUAUCUAAAUGAUCUUGAUAGUGCUCUGAUACCUGUGAUCCAUGGUGGGACCUCCAACUCUAGUUUACCAUUAGAAAUAGAAUUAGUGUUUUUCAUUAUAGAACAUCUUUUUUAGUGAAAGAUUGAGCCAUAUUAUAUAUUGCAACCUGAUUUGUUAAAACUAACUCCAGCACUAAAGCUGAAAUGCCACAAACACUAAAAGUAUAAAUAUGUCUGAUUUUUGAAACACGUAAGCUUUGCGCUUAGGCAGGAAUGAGCUUUUCAAAUCAUUAGCACAAUAUUUAAAUAGCUAAAAGUUUAAAAGAUCCAUGAUUUUUGAAGCUUUACAAUUAAUUUAAGUACUAAAAAGACAAGGAUUUCUUUUAAGAAAUUUGUAGCAUUUACUGUGUUAUUUAAAUGCUAAGCCAAAGUAUCUGCACUUAGGUAUACCUCUUUAUGUCAAUGAUGAUUUUAAUGAAGGCUCUUUUCAGAUGUAACCUUAUGAAGGAAAUGUCUGUUUUGUGUAUAUGCCAGUUAGAAUACUGGUUUCUAAAGUCUGUCAAAAUUGUAUUUCAGUGGCACAAAAACCAGUUUUGAAAUCUUAGACUUGUAAUUCUUUGAAUAAAGCUGAUAACUUAUUUGUAUAAUUGGAGUGGAGACCUACCUCCAUAAUUAGAUAAACUCUUUUUAGAUUAAAAAUUUGCCUUUUUUCUUCUCAAAUUAUACAUAUAUAUGUAUUAUAUAUCCAUAUAUAUAUAGUUUUUCCUGAUUAAAUGGAUCUUAAAAUAAUGUGGGUGCUUCAGGAUUUUUUGCUUCUAUAUUUAAGUAUAUUGUUUUUAUAGCAAGAACAUAUUAUUCUGAAUGUGUUUUAUAAAACUUUAAUAACUUGUAUAUAAGCAAUAUUUUUGUAUCAUAGUACAUUAUUUUUUUCCUCCUUUUCUUCCAAAGUAUACCAUUGUAUUUACCACUUAUGAGUGUGACUGUCGACAGGCCAGAUGACCCUUGAAGUAGACAUUAUGUAGCAAUAAAUGAAGCCUGAAACAGGUUUUUUUACUUCCACUUUAAUCCUUAGAUAUUUUUUGGCAACUCCGCAUAUUUUCAUUGACACCAAUGUAUAAGUAUAAAUUUAAAUGAACUAAUUACUUUUGCAUAUUUUAAAUUGUUUAUAUGGUAGUUAUUUUUUAUAACAGGAUAUUAACAUAAGUUAAAUUCUAUGUAUUUGAAAUUGUUACAGAGUUUUCCUCUUUACUUCAAACAGCAAAAAAAGGGGAGCAUAUUGUAGUCCUGUCAUUUAAGUUAUAUAAAAAAUUUAAUCAUUAUUUUGAUGCUUUAAACAUUCUUAUGUGUAACAUAUGUUUUUGUAUCAAAAACACUCAUAUAUUUCAAGAAAAAGAAACUAUGCUAAAUAACCCUGUUUUAAGAAAAAUAUUUAUGAAGCAUCUCAACUUGAAGAUCAAGUCAGAGUUAUAACUCAGGAUUUAAGGUCUCAAGCUAGGAGAGACUGAGAAUGUUCAUCAGUUUGGGCAUAUAGUUUGUACUGAAUCACAUCUAUAAUACUAGCCAAAGACAAUUGGGAGGAGGAUAUCAGCCUUCUGAAAGUGGCUACUUCAUGAACAAUGUAAAGUGUUGCAGAUAUUCAAUAAAAUGGCAACCUGUUAUAAUUUGUGAAAUUUAUUGAAAUGGUGUAAGAUGAAAACCCAAUUUAUGUUUUCUUAAUAUAGUGUACGUAUUGUGCCAUGUAAGUAAUUGCACAGUCUUAAAAUAACCAAAUGGUGCAGGGCUCUUCCAUGAUGGGAUAGCUUUAGAUUUGUUUUCGUAAAAUCUCAACAUUCAAUAAAAUUUGGAAUGAUGUGCCUCAAGUUUGGAGGCACAUUUUGAAGUAUUCUUUGCAGAUGUAUAUAUAGUAUGUUUCUGAAUGUGUUUGUUACUUAUUUGGUCAUUGGUACUUAAUUCGAAAUUUUAGUUUUUUAAGAGUGAAAAAAUAGAAUCGUUCUUUGUACUCAGUCUGCAAUGAUCUAUUUUUGGCUUAUCUUUUAAUACUAGUCUCUUUCUCUGAAUUUUGAAAUAUGAAGUAAAAUCUAGCCCAUUUGUUUUA
Messenger RNA from Cebus imitator (Panamanian white-faced capuchin), 6787 nucleotides. RefSeq names its product zinc finger FYVE-type containing 16 (gene ZFYVE16). Lineage: Eukaryota; Metazoa; Chordata; Mammalia; Primates; Cebidae. Gene Ontology annotation, molecular function: metal ion binding. The record is from RefSeq and is a predicted model, not a curated record. Gene Ontology annotation, cellular component: early endosome membrane. Bases 320 to 4828 code for a protein of 1502 amino acids. The transcript has 18 exons. Gene Ontology annotation, biological process: protein targeting to lysosome; endosomal transport.